Molecule: messenger RNA, 1043 nt
Organism: Olea europaea var. sylvestris
Lineage: Eukaryota; Viridiplantae; Streptophyta; Magnoliopsida; Lamiales; Oleaceae
Exons: 1
Coding region: 336-707 (123 amino acids)
Source: RefSeq, a predicted model, not a curated record
AAAUCCUCAUUGGCUUACUAUAGAAAACUAUUGUGCCUUUUUCAUCACACAAAAUCAACUAUCUUUACUCAACUUUUUCUUGUAUAUAAUCCUACAUUUCCUCUUUGCAUUCAAGAAAUCUCUUGCUGCAUAAUUUCCUUACGUCUCUUCCUCUUUAGUUUAAUUCAGAAGGGAUUCGACUCUAGACAAGUGAAGUCGUUGCUUAAGACCUUAAAUUCUAAGGACAUCCAUAAUAGUUUUCGUCCUUAUUAUUUUGCUUUGCACCCCCAAAUUUCUUGAAUCAUCUUUGAGUAUUGUUAUCGUCGUUCUUGUUUUUCUUCUAAGCACGAGAAUAUAUGGGAAAUUCUCUCUCUUUUGGCAAGCACGAUAUAAGUUCGUGUAUCAGAUUAGGCAGAGGAAGAAACAACAGAUUUUUCAAGGUGGAGAGACCGGAUAGUACCGGAACUCCUCUGUUGAAUCCAGUUCGAACUGGAACUCUGCCUGCCGCAGCUGUGCCACCACCGGUCGGGGCUGAAGCUGAGCCAGCCGCUGCAGUCAAGAGGAUUAAAGUAGUCAUUACAAAGCAGCAGCUUCAGGAGUUAUUAUCAAAGAAAAUAUCAGUUGAAGCAGUUAUCCUAGGAAUAGAUAGAUCAUGUAAUUCAGUUGAAUCUCGGAAAAGUUGGAAGCCUAUUCUUAAAUCCAUUCCUGAAGAAAAUGAGUUGUGCUAGGGAAGAUAGUGUUGUAGUGAUAUUAAACUGAUUCUGAAUUUCGAAUGCAUUUUUUCUGCAAAUUAAGUUAGAAUCAGUUUGGUGUCAUUAAACAUAUAAAGAGUUGGUAUUAUUUUGUUUACUGAUGUUUCUUGUCAACUUUCCUAAGAUGAAUUACGGUUUCAUGUGUCCUUCAAUCAGAAACUUUAACUUGCUUGGUAUUGAUGAAAACUAAAAGCAUGUACGAGAUGUGCUAGACAUGACAAUUGACAAGAUUAAUCAUUGUAGACUCGAUGUAAUCUAAUUAUAUUGUACGCUUUGUUAUGCCCUGAAAUCUGUGAAGCCUUCUUGGAAUCA